AUGGGAGACGAAGCAAGGUUGCCGGUGCUCGCUCCAGCUUUCGCUGGCACGCCGCGCGCUGCGAAGGUGUCGAAUAUCGAACGUCGCCGUCACAUCGCUGUGACUGCUUGCGCGGAGUGUCGUGCCAAGAAACGUAAAUGUAGCGGAAAAAGUCCGUGCACGGCAUGUGCGUCGCUGGGCAUAGAAUGCCUGCUUGACGCGGAGAGCAGUCACCGCCGCCUAGUCGGUACCAAGCGCCGAGGCGCUGAAAUGGAGAGUAAGAACUCGACUUUGAAGAAAAAGGUGCAACCGCUGGAGAAAGAGGCCCAGUUGUCAAGUCGGCAUCCACCGGAUGUGUCAAGGGUGCAUGUCAAAGCCCGCAAGAUGGCCAUGAUUAGGUCCAAAUCUAGCGAGACACGCGCGUGUGAUGUUCAAGGCACGGCCUCGACAGAAGACUGGAACAGCAUCUGGGCUAUAUAUGAGAGAGUUCGCAACUGUGCACCGGCAGACCUCUCCAAGGUAGUCAAUGCCAUCCGCAGUAGCUCGGAUCCGACAUUAGCAGCGCAAUAUCUGCACCAAGUCUCCCUGGGUCGACUCGCUGACGCCCACGUCGGCUUGUCGAACUUAGCAGCAGAGUAUAAGUUGAUUAGCUCACCGAGGCUGCAGGCCCUGUGCGAAGAGCCCAUCCUUUUCGCUCCUGCAAAGCCAUGGACGACCAUCACAGACAGUGACCGACUGGUGUCACAUCUGCUCUCUCUAUAUUUCACCUGGGAUUAUCCCUGCUACACCUGUCUCCGAAGACCGUGGGAUCGUUUUAAGGAGAUGGAUAUGUGUAUCCGCUUCCUGUCGGAAGCCCGGCAGCUCUGGAUAUCACAAUCACGGCCCACCUUGACCUCAAUCCAGGCACUGCUUGUCAUGAACCUGACCUAUAACUGCCUGGGUAAGGACAAGAUCGGCUGGUCCUGCCUGGCGGCAGCGAUCCACAUGGCAAAUGAGCUCAGAUUGUAUGAGCCGUUGUCUGGUGUCCGCAGCGCAGGGCUGGUUGAACCCGCCUGGAAUAGAGCGCAUGCAGUCACGGCCUGGGGCCUUUUUGAGUGGCAAGCACUCGCUGCAAGUGUAGUUGAUGAUGCUCCCCGUCUGGAGCACCCGCCCUUUUACGAAAUCCCAUAUUCAGACGCCGAGUUUCUCGACCAUAGUCAACGCUGGCACCCCUAUCCUUUUAGUGGUCCCCUUUACCCGUCACGUCUCUUCUCAACGGUCAGAGCUAGGUUUGAGUUGAGCGUAGUUAUCAAUGACGUGACCGAAUUCAUUUUGGAUUCCCAUCAUGUCGCCCCUACUGUCGAGGCCUUUAUGUUAAUCCAUGAAAGACUGGCAAACUGGUUUGUCGAACUAAGUCCCGCGCUCCAUCCUUCAAAAGACGCACCGCCACACAUCUUCAUCAUGCACCUCCACUUCCACCUUGGCGUAAUCGCCCUCUGCAAACCCAUCCUCACCUCAGGAGGAGACCCCAGCCCCUCCGUCCUCAGAAUCUGCAGCAAAGCCAAGCUCGCCACGCGCGAGAUCAUCUUCCUUUUCAAACAAACCUUUGGCUGGAAAUCCGCCUCCAACUUCCUCAACCAUGCCCUCACCUACGGCGCCUUCAACGCCAUGCCCUUCGCCAAGGACGGCGAUCCCCGCUGGCGCCAGUCCCUCGAGACAUGCAUCAGCGGCCUCUGGUACAUUUCCUUUUCCUUUCCCGUGUGCAGGUACCUGCUGCGCGCGAUCCAACAUGCGCUUGAUGCGGCGGGGUUCGCGGAUACGGAUCUUUGUCCCGAGGUUACACGUAUCCUACGAUAUUUUGCGCGUAAUGUGUGGAAGAAGUCUCUGCUUGAUACGUUGCAGAGUCGGUAUCCGGCCUUUGAUCCGCAGAAUAGCUUACGGACGGUGGAGGAUUUGCUUCUGUCGGUUGAGAGUUUGGCUUUGAGUGAUGAACAUGGCUGA
Aspergillus fischeri NRRL 181 is the source of this 1959-nucleotide messenger RNA. Its product is annotated as putative zinc finger protein. The record is from RefSeq and is a predicted model, not a curated record. Gene Ontology annotation, molecular function: DNA-binding transcription factor activity, RNA polymerase II-specific; zinc ion binding. Bases 1 to 1959 code for a protein of 652 amino acids. Lineage: Eukaryota; Fungi; Ascomycota; Eurotiomycetes; Eurotiales; Aspergillaceae. The transcript has 5 exons. Gene Ontology annotation, biological process: regulation of DNA-templated transcription.